Messenger RNA from Racocetra persica, 267 nucleotides. The record is from the annotation of a GenBank genome assembly. Lineage: Eukaryota; Fungi; Glomeromycota; Glomeromycetes; Diversisporales; Gigasporaceae.
AGUCAACAUCACCACAUGAAAAUGUAACUAAAGGCUUUUUGCGUUUAUACACUAAGUUAAAUAUAACUAAUAGACCAUCUCAAUCCCUUCAGGCGAAGAACUUUAAUGGGUUGGCAGCUUUUUCCUUAAACCUGUUUACCCCACAAUUGGGUGAACGUAACUCACGUAAGCGGAUGCAAAAGGUAAGGUGGAGACAACACAGGUUAUUGGGAACACUGGAUUAUUUCAAGAUCUACGAAAAUCGUGAAAUAUCCGGCGUAGAAAGCU